GAAAAACUGCCCAUUUGCACACAUCGUUUUUUUAUAUAUUUGGGUAACACAAGUCUCUCUACGGCUUUCGUUGUUCUCUCUUCUUCUCUAUAGGUACACAGCUCUCUCUCCCGCUUGGCAGUGCUUGCUUCCCAUGACGUUGUUCAAGGCGCUGCUUUCUCUGUGCCUCGUCGCACUGGUGGCGACGACGUGCUUUGCGCAGAUCGCCGAGGAGGCGGAGAUCAACCCGCACCCGGUGCUCUUCGUGUCCAAGACGACGUCGAGUGACGACAUCAUCCUCGGCAGCUCGGUGGAGGUGGUAGUGACGGUCACGAAUCUCGGUCAGAGCCCCGCCUUCGAUGUGGAGGUGGUGGAUCAGCUGGAGGAGGGCGCCAAGACCUUAUCAGUCGCGGCGCUGCCCUACGGUGCUUCGGAGACGCUGCGCUACACCGUCACGCCGCGUGCGCUGGGCAACUACCCCGUCUCCGUUGCGGUGGUCACCUACAACGUGGAGCAGGGCAACGCCGCGACGUCGCAUACCGCCCUCAGCAACUUCAUCCGCGAGGGCGACGCGUACUUCUAUGGCGAGGGCGUCGAUGACGAGAGCUUCCGCGGCGUCAUCUCCGUCCUCACCCGCGACCGCUACGAGCGUCUGCAUGCGCGCUACAUCAAGGAGUUCACGGCGUACAUCUUCCUAGGCGCCAUCCCUGCGCUGUUCCCCUACGUGUUGUACCGCGUGAAGCAGAGUGAGGUGGAUGCCCUGCUGCGCCGUACCAAGGGAGGCAAGUAA
Messenger RNA from Leptomonas pyrrhocoris, 769 nucleotides. RefSeq lists its product as hypothetical. Gene Ontology annotation, cellular component: endoplasmic reticulum. The transcript has a single exon. Bases 134 to 769 code for a protein of 211 amino acids. NCBI's taxonomy places the organism in Eukaryota, Euglenozoa, Kinetoplastea, Trypanosomatida, Trypanosomatidae. The record is from RefSeq and is a predicted model, not a curated record.